AUGGUUCUGGAGUCUCUGUGGCAGCGCGGCAUCGAAGCUCGAUGGAAAGAUGUUCGAGAUAUUCCGUCAACGCCCCUUCAACAGGCGGCUAUGGCUAUCCUAUUCCUCUUCACGUUGACUGCAUUUUUGACGUACGUUUUGCGGAUGUACAGCAAGUUCACCACCAAGCAAGUUGGACUUGAUGACUACUUCAUGACGGGGGCAAUGUUCUUCUCUCUCGCACUCCUGGUUCCGACCUACAUGUUCUUCAAGUACUACUACGUCGGUUUCCCGACAGCCUCUCUGCCCGACGACUGGGACCCGGCGCCGAUGCUGUUCUGGAACUGGAUCAUGCAGGUCCUUUACAACCCGAUUCUCGCCCUCGUCAAAUCGUCUGUUCUGGUCUUCCUCCUGAGGCUCGGUGGUCACAAGCGGGGAGUGAGAUGGACCAUCUACGGCCUCAACACCCUCAACUUGCUCACUAUGGUUGCCAUCUUCUUGACCGUCCUAUUUCAAACAAUACCCAUCAAUGCUUUCUGGGACACGAGUGUGCCAAAGGAGAGAGAGAUUGACGGUCCUCUGUUUUACAUCGUCAGUGCCAUCGUCACCAUCAUCACCGAUUUCUUCGUACUCGCCAUUCCUUUUUGGAUCUUUCUUGGACUUAAGAUGCGGAUGGCUGUCAAGAUCGGUCUGAUUGUGGUAUUUCUCGCUGGCGGCGUGUCUAUCGUCGUUGCCAUCCUGCGCGUUCACGAACUCCGCAAGAAGUUUUACAAUCUUGACCCAGGCUACGACGCGCGAAACGGGGUCGGUGACACCUACAGCGCCAUCGAGGUUAACCUAUCGAUCAUCGCCGCCUGCGUACCAGCCCUUCGUCCACUCUUCCGAAAGUGGAUGCCAGGGAUGUUCUCCAACAAAAGCAGCAACGACAACGGCGUCUACAACAACGGCCAGUAUGCUCGAUACGGCACCGGUACAGGCACGGGCACGACGUCAAAACACAACAUGCACCGAAACACCGUCGGAAACGGGUUCCCCUUGAAAGAUAUGCGCAGCACCCACACCGAAAUCAGAGGCCACUCGCCUGAUGGCAGCGAGGAGGAGAUUAUGACGUACAAUGGGAUUAUGAGAACGACGAAUGUUCAGGUUACGUAUAAUGAUUCGCAGUCGGUCAUGACGGAUAAGGAGUCUGGGCACGCGGUUAUGAACUCUGAUAAGCCAGUCAGGAGUAACAGUAAGUUCGGUCUGGCACCUAAGGAGUAG
Messenger RNA from Colletotrichum karsti, 1239 nucleotides. RefSeq lists its product as uncharacterized. NCBI's taxonomy places the organism in Eukaryota, Fungi, Ascomycota, Sordariomycetes, Glomerellales, Glomerellaceae. The transcript is spliced from 5 exons. The record is from RefSeq and is a predicted model, not a curated record. Bases 1 to 1239 code for a protein of 412 amino acids.